Messenger RNA from Lactuca saligna, 493 nucleotides. The record is from the annotation of a GenBank genome assembly. Lineage: Eukaryota; Viridiplantae; Streptophyta; Magnoliopsida; Asterales; Asteraceae.
UGGUAAAUGAAGAGGAGGAAGAAACAUAUUACCAUGGUAUACAGUUUCAUUAUGAUGAUACAUUUACGCAUGGUUUGGAGGGGGAAGUUGCGCGUACACCUACGCAUGUUGACCUGUCACCGGACGUGGGUCAACAUCUCAAAAAUACAGUGACACCUAUUGUUAGGCCACAAUGAAAGAUGGGUGUUGCAUGGUAUCAGCGAACAUCGUUCACAUUGAUCCAAUCCAUACAAAAACUGAAGAAAAUCACCAAAGCAAGGAAAACAAAGCAGUGGAGUGUCUAGAAAAAGAAAAUGAAGACAUUGUGAAUGAAGAUAGUAAUGAUGUUUCAAAUCAUCUACUGGUCUUGCUCAUGGAAAGACGACCGGCGAACGCAAGGUGGACGAUAUACCCUCAAGAACUCAAUUUGCAACCCAAAAAAUCAUUUUUGAGGAAUGUAGCAAAUGGUGUUGGAGGCUAUCCUAAAUGGAAUGAUGUGGAUAUAGUUAGUUAA